Molecule: messenger RNA, 3100 nt
Organism: Ananas comosus (pineapple)
Lineage: Eukaryota; Viridiplantae; Streptophyta; Magnoliopsida; Poales; Bromeliaceae
Product: disease resistance protein RPM1-like
Exons: 1
Coding region: 3-2792 (929 amino acids)
Biological process (GO): defense response to other organism
Molecular function (GO): ADP binding
Source: RefSeq, a predicted model, not a curated record
CUAUGGCGGAGGCUGUGGUAAGCUUAUUACUCCACAAUAUUGGUGCUGCCUUAGCUAGUGAAUCAACUAAAGCAGCAACAUCACUGUUACUAACACGGAUAUCAACAAUGAAAGAACUCAUGAAGGAUAUAAGUGAGAUUAAGGAUGAGCUUGAGAGCAUGCUAUCCUUCCUACGGAUCGUAGAAAGGUUAAAAGAGAAGGACGAGAGCACAAAAACCUUCAUAAAACAAACAAGAGACUUGGCUUUCGACAUUGAGGAUAUUAUAGAUGAGUUCACGUACAAGCUGGGUGAGGAGCAAGGAGGGGUUCUGCCCAGAGCAAUCAAGAGGUGCAGAAAUAUAAAAACAUGGGAUGACCUUAGCAGCAAACUUAAAGAGAUCAAAAUUAAGCUCCAAAACAUUAUGGAGAGAAGGACACGAUAUGAUACAAGAGGAAUGGAAAGUGAAGCAAAACCUCGAAUAGCUGUUGGCGGUAGCAAGAGCCGUGCAGAAUUAGCACAUUUUGUCGAGGAGGAUGAUAUCGUGGGUAUUGACAAGUACAGGGACUUGUUGCUCAAAUGGUUGAAAGAUGAGGAUGAGCAGCAACGACAGCCUAUGAUAAUCUCAGUGUUGGGGAUGGGUGGUUUAGGGAAGACAACUCUCGUAACUCACGUGUAUAAAAUCAUCAAAGCUACCUUUGAUGCUUGUGCCUGGGUUGCUGUAUCUCAAAGUUAUGAGACUGAUGAUUUGCUUAGACGGAUUUUAAAAGAGUUUUAUAGGGAAGAUCGUGAGAAAAGACAAGCACCUAACAACAUUGAUACCAUGGAUUGCAGAAGCUUGGUUGAGACUAUCCGCACUUGCUUGCAGGAUAAAAAGUAUGUACUCAUUUUGGAUGAUGUUUGGAGUAUUGAUGUAAUGGACAACAUAAAAGAUGCACUUCUGAAUAGUAAUUGCAAGAGUAGAAUAGUUCUCACAACAAGGAUUCGCGAUGCAGCUCUAUUAGCAAACGAGAACCAUAUGUUUGAGCUAAAGACACUGGAGGCAGAUCAUUCGUGGGAUCUAUUUUGUAAAAACGCUUUUUGGAAAAGUGCAAACAAGAUUUGCCCACCGCAUUUAGAACAAUGUGCUAAAAAAAUCGUCGAGAAGUGCGGUGGGUUGCCCCUUGCUAUUGUAUCUAUAGGCCGUCUCUUAUCAUUUCGAGAACAAACCGGUUCUGAAUGGGAGAAGGUUUACAAAGAUCUUGAGUGGUAUCUAACUAACAACGAAUCGAAGCUCCAUGAAAAAGUACAUGACGUUUUGAAACUUAGUUUGGACAGCCUUCCCAAUUACCUUCGAAAUUGCUUCUUAUAUUGUUCUAGCUUUCCGGAAGACUAUACAAUUGAAAGUGGCAGGCUCAUAAGGCUUUGGGUGGCCGAAGGGUUCAUUGAAGAAAGAGGAAUAACGAUGGAGGAAGUGGCCGAGGACUACCUUAACGAACUUGUUCAUCGCUGCCUACUACAAGUGGCUGAGUGGAACGAAAUUGGUAGAGUUAAUGCAUAUCGAAUGCAUGACAUCAUUCGAGUCCUCGCUCUUUCAGAGUCAAAGGAGUUAAGCUUUUGCAUGGUUUACGAGCAUUCAAGGACAAUAUUGCAGGGAUACAAAGCACACCGCUUGUCAAUCCUAAGCAAUAUACCUAAUUAUCAUACUGAAGACAAAUCUCAUUUGCGUUCAGUACUUGUUUUCAACAAUUCCAUGAGCUAUGAUUUACUGAAGUCGGUCUUAAGAUCAUCAAAAUUUUUACGUGUCUUGGAACUACAAAGAGUGCUAAUCGAGAAACUACCGAGUGAGAUCUGUAACCUAUUCAACCUGCAUUAUCUUGGUUUGAGAGCUACAAAAAUUAAGGAGCUUCCAAGAUCAAUCGGGAAGCUACGAAAUCUGCAAAUAUUAGAUACAUAUUACAGUGAAAUAGAAAAGCUGCCAAAAGGAAUAAGAGAGCUUCAAAAGUUGAGACAUCUAUUUUUGCCCCGCAAUUCGGGUAAGAACAUCAAUGCACCGGUGGGAAUACGGCGCUUGAAGGGCUUACAGAGUUUGUUAAAUAUUACUGCAACUAGGAAGAUUGUGCGGAAUGUAGAAGCUUUGACAGAGUUGCGGACAUUUUGGAUAAGGGGCGUAAGAAACCAUCACUGUGCAGACUUGUGGAAUAGUAUCACAAAGAUGAACCAUCUUAGCAAUUUAUCUGUCGAGAGUGAAGAUGGGCAAGAAUUACAGCAGUUGGGCACCCUGCGCCUUCCUCUACCAAUUCAAGAAUUAGAUCUGGGGGGUAAAUUAGACAAAAACUCACUCCCUGAGCUUGCCACGUCCUUUGGGUCUCUAACAAACCUAACCAUAUUAAGACUUUCAUAUGCAAAAUUGGAUGAAGACACUUUUCCUUACUUGCAAGAACUGCCGUCAUUGAUGUUUCUUGAACUUUAUGAGGCAUAUGACGGCAUGAAGUUGCACUUCCAAGCAACAUCAUUCCCGAAGCUAAAGACAUUGGUAAUAGCAUUUACCCCGAAGCUCAGUCGGGUGGAAAUAGAAAGAGGAGCAAUGGCAAGACUGAAAAAGCUUCAGAUACACGAUUGCCCCGAGCUAAAGGAGCUGCCCCACGGUAUCGUGUACCUUACCACCCUUCAGGAUUUAUGCAUUGGCCAUGCGGCAAAGGAACUUGUUGAGCUGCUUCGAGGAGGAGGAGAAGGCGACCACAGCAAUGACUGGCGCACGAGGGUUCGCCACAUCCCGAAUUUUACUAUUGGUUUCAUACGAGACCGCAAGUAUGUCGAAGACAGGAUUCAAUGAUUCCACAUCAUGCAGGUGAGUUUGGGCGCUUUUUGCAGAGCACCGGCCGAGCUUGAUGCUUUCAUAUUUUCCGCCCCAGAUUGAUCUUCUAAAUAAUCCGUGCUUGAGGAAAGUUGAAAAUGAUGGUCGAUAUAUGCAGAUAGUUAUCUUAUAUGUGUUUUUUUAUUUUAUUUAUUUUAUUUUCAAUGUAUGUGUGUGUAAAAGUGGAUGCAUCAAAUUAGUUGGUGCACGCCUUCAGCUGCUCUUAUUAUGUAUUUGGAGAAUGCUUUGUACCCUUAAAAACUUUAUUUAUUUAUGUAUUUGGAGAA